Molecule: messenger RNA, 1260 nt
Organism: Opisthorchis viverrini
Lineage: Eukaryota; Metazoa; Platyhelminthes; Trematoda; Opisthorchiida; Opisthorchiidae
Exons: 9
Coding region: 1-1260 (419 amino acids)
Biological process (GO): proteolysis
Molecular function (GO): aspartic-type endopeptidase activity
Source: RefSeq, a predicted model, not a curated record
AUGCUUAUCGAAAACGUUCCUUUCGGAAUGGUUGUGGGUGGUGCGAAGGAUGUAUAUGAUGGCUCGUUUGAUGGAAUUAUCGGAUUGGGACGUCGCGCGAUGUGCCCUGAACAUACCGAACCUGUUUUCCAUUUUUUCUCCCAAAAAGGAAUAAUGAGCCGGCAAUUUGGAGUCGAGUGCCAGGAUGGCAGUGCAUCGUUCAUGAUGGGUGACGAUCUCCAGCAACUUCUAUCCACGGAUAUGACCUUCGUAAACGUUGUUAAGGGGCCUUAUUGGGAAACGAGUUUUGAUUGGAUAUUUGUUUUCAACACGGGGUUUAGCACUGGGGAUCACAGAAUGAUGUUUGACACUGGUGCUGGCGGAAUCAGUCUGCCGGGAGAUAUUCACAUGGCUAUGAACGAAAUUCUUGGAAUAAAAAAACAGCUGAACCGUGCAUAUGUGUUUGAUUGUGAAAAGUUGCCUUCCCUGCCUCCCGUCGAAUUCCGGAUACAAGGAAAAUCAUUUAAAAUUAUGCCAAAGCAAUACACAAAACAGCCUUGUGGGUAUUGUGCUGGGAAUGUCAUUUCUACAUUCAUUCCAACUAAUAUUCGACGACCAAAUGACACGCUAAACCUCUUUCGUAGAAUUUCGGAAGGAUUAGAUAAACUCGAGCGAGAUAAACGGACUAUGUUCCAAAUUCCAUUGUAUCCCUGGGGUGAUUCGCAAUAUAUAUGCAAAAUCUCUAUUGAGCAAACUGAGUUUCGAAUGUUGCUCGAUACUGGUUCACCAUCGAUUUGGGUACCUUCGGAUCGGUUUGGCGAUACGCUUAUCAAAAACACACCGUUUGGUCUAGUAAUGGAUGCUACAGAGAAAGUCUCUGUUAGUCCGUUUGAUGGAAUCAUCGGACUGGGGCGUCGGUCGAUGUCUCCAGAACAAACACAACCUCUUCUCUAUGCAGUUCAUCAGCAAAUGCAAAUGCGUCGGAAGUUUGGCUUCCAAUUUCAGGAUCGCGGUGGUUCAUUUUGGAUGGGUGAAAAUGCGAAGCAAAUUUUUUCUAACGAUGUGACCUACGUAAACGUUAUUGAUGGUCCAUACUGGGAAACGCGCACUACCACCAACGGCGAAACUACAUGCAGAACCCUUUUUUACAAUACGUCUUCCGACUGCCCUGUAGGACUUAUCAUGGGAAUGUCUUUUCUACAUUCGUUCCAACUAAUCUUUGACGAUAACGCUGGUAAAGUUGGUUUUGCGGCACGCAGCGAUAAGUCCAUUAUUUUUUAA